ACGGAGCUCUGGAAACUUUUCAGAAAGCACAGAUUAUCCCAAAGUGUUUAAGUAGCCUAUCUAAAAUGGUAUCGAUUAAACGGUUGACAUCUCUGCUCUCUGUGUCUUGGGAGCAAACGCUCGUAUGUUUGGGUAGUUUGUUCAUUACACUCUUCAUUUUGGUGGUGAUUUGCAAGCUCCUAAAGCAGCGGAGACCCCGAGGGUUUCCCCCUGGACCGACACCUUUACCCCUGAUAGGGAAUAUUCUAUCCCUAGCCACCGAGCCUCACGUCUACAUGAAGAGGCAGAGUGAUAUCCACGGACAGAUUUUCAGUCUAGACCUGGGAGGAAUCUCGACUGUUAUUUUAAAUGGUUAUGAUGCCAUUAAAGAGUGCCUGUAUCAUCAAAGUGAGGUUUUUGCAGACCGCCCAUCCCUCCCUUUAUUUCAAAAGAUGACAAAAAUGGGAGGACUUCUGAACUGCAAAUAUGGUCGAGGCUGGAUUGAACACCACAAACUGGCUGUGAACUGCUUCCGCCACUUUGGCAGUGGUCAGCGAAUGUUUGAGAGGAUUUCUGAGGAGUGCCUGUUUUUUCUGGAUGCCAUUGACCAGCACCAGGGGAAGCCCUUUAACACUAAGCAUCUCGUCACCAAUGCCGUCUCCAACGUCACCAACCUCAUUAUCUUCGGCCAGCGUUUCACCUACGACGAUGGUGAUUUUCAGCACAUGAUUGAGAUCUUCAGUGAGAAUGUGGAGCUGGCCGCCAGUGGCUGGGCUUUCUUGUACAACGCCUUCCCCUGGAUGGAGUACGUGCCAUUCGGGAAGCAUCAAAAGCUGUUUCGCAAUGCCAACAAGGUGUACAAAUUCCUUCUGCAAAUCAUCAAUCGCUUCUCACAGGGAAGGAUUCCGCAGUCGCCGCAACAUUACAUUGAUGCCUACUUGGACGAAAUGGAGCAGAGCGCCACCGAUAAAGCGACUUCUUUUUCUCAAGAUAAUCUCAUUUUCUCGGUUGGAGAACUCAUCAUUGCAGGCACAGAGACCACCACAAAUUGUCUGCGCUGGGCUAUGCUCUACAUGGGUCUAUAUCCCAGGAUACAAGAAAAGGUCCAAAUGGAGAUCGAUUGCGUCCUGAACGGCAGACCACCUGCUCUUGAAGACAAGCAGAGGAUGCCAUAUGUGGAGGCAGUGCUGCAUGAAAUCCUGCGCCUUUGCAAUGUCGUCCCACUGGGCAUCUUCCGCGCUACGUCUCAAGAUGCGAUGGUGCGUGGCUACACUAUCCCCAAGGGCACAAUGGUCAUCACUAACUUGUACUCGGUGCACUUUGAUGAGAAGUACUGGAGCGACCCAUCCAUCUUCUGCCCAGAGCGCUUCCUUGACUGUAAUGGCAAAUUUGUCCGGCAUGAAGCGUUUCUCCCCUUCUCAAUAGGUAAGCGGCACUGUCUGGGAGAGCAGUUGGCCAGGCUGGAGAUGUUCUUAUUCUUCACCACAUUGCUUCAGAGGUUCAGCCUUCAGUUCCCCGAAGGCUUUAUUCCAAGUCUCUCUCCGAAACUGGGCAUGACCCUUCAGCCUCGGCCAUACGCCAUAUGUGCCAUCAGGAGACAGCAGUAAAAGUUCCCCCGUGAGCUCUGGAACACAUGCACUCACCUCAGGGGAUCCUUCCAAGAAACGCAAAUGGCAGAGCAGUUCCCCAUCUUAAAUUCCAUCAGGUUUUUCAAUGGGGAAUAUUGACCUCUGAUAUUGACUUGUUAAAUUCUCUGAACGUGUCCUUUAAAGUUUCACAGAACCCAGCCUGAGAGUGAUAAGAGUACUGUUACAGAACACAUGGCGUGUAGAGCACAGAAUUAGCACAUGUGUGUUACCAAACGAGUACGUACAUGAGGGUAUCAAGAUAUACUGUAGUGUAGCUUGUAUCUUUGAUAGCUUUGAAUAAGAGUACUGUGUAACCAACCCAAACAUUGUGCUUGUUAAUAUGAGAAGAGCUAUUGUGUCAAUGAUUGACAGGGUUUACCUCUAUAAUGGUUUCGAGGUCUGUCUUUUUCAGCAUUCCUUGAAUUCCGCCAUUUCUGGAGUCGGGCAAGUGAGAGGAGAACAGCUGCCUUUCCCAGAAAGUUUUGGAAAUGUUUCAUGACUCCUGUUGGUUUAAUGCCAUAUAUCAGGUUUGCAAUAGUAACGGCCCUGUCCCUAGUUUAUCUCAGUG
Rhinichthys klamathensis goyatoka is the source of this 2175-nucleotide messenger RNA. RefSeq names its product vitamin D 25-hydroxylase (gene cyp2r1). Gene Ontology annotation, biological process: xenobiotic metabolic process. Gene Ontology annotation, cellular component: cytoplasm; intracellular membrane-bounded organelle. The transcript has 5 exons. Gene Ontology annotation, molecular function: iron ion binding; oxidoreductase activity, acting on paired donors, with incorporation or reduction of molecular oxygen, reduced flavin or flavoprotein as one donor, and incorporation of one atom of oxygen; heme binding. NCBI's taxonomy places the organism in Eukaryota, Metazoa, Chordata, Actinopteri, Cypriniformes, Leuciscidae. The coding region runs from base 66 to 1586 and encodes 506 amino acids. The record is from RefSeq and is a predicted model, not a curated record.